AUGGAGACAAUGGAUCCUACCAGAAAGUUCGUCAAGCAUGUCAAGCGCGUCGUCUUCAAGGUAGGUACUGCAGUAGUUACACGCGAUGAUGGAAGAUUAGCAGUUGGCAGAGUUGGAGCUAUUUUUGAGCAGCUUGAAGAACUCAAUUCUCAAGGCUAUGAAAUAAUUCUAGUGACAUCAGGGGCGGUUGGAGCAGGAAGGCAGAGGCUUAAAUACAGGAGAUUGGUCAACAGCAGUUUUGCCGACCUACAAAAGCCACAAGUUGAAAUUGAUGGAAAGGCUUGUGCAGCUGUUGGGCAGAAUGGUCUUAUGGCUUUAUAUGACAACCUAUUCAGCCAGCUAGAUGUGACAUCUUCCCAACUUCUAGUUACUGAUAAUGAUUUCAAGAGUCCGGAUUUCAGAAUGCAACUUUCUGAAACAGUGGAUACAUUGCUAUCUUUAAGGAGUAUACCUAUCUUUAAUGAAAAUGACGCUAUCAGUACUCGACGAGCCCCAUAUGAGGAUUCUUCUGGCAUAUUCUGGGACAAUGAUAGCUUGGCAGCUCUAUUGGCACUUGAGCUCAAGGCUGACCUUCUUGUUUUGUUAAGUGAUGUAGAGGGCCUUUACAGUGGCCCACCAAGUGAUCCACAUUCAAAGCUAAUCAAUACAUAUAUUAAAGAAAAACACGAAGGCCUAAUAACUUUUGGAGAUAAAUCCCGGGUUGGGAGAGGAGGAAUGCAUGCUAAAGUAAAGGCUGCAGUUCAUGCGGCAGAUUCUGGUACUCCUGUUAUUAUAACCAGUGGUUUUGCUGCAGAUAAUAUCACAAAGGUGCUGCAUGGACAACGAAUUGGUACUCUCUUUCACAAAGAUUCACAUUUGUGGAUUACACUCACUGAUGUUGGUGCACGUGAGAUGGCACUCGCAGCUCGAGAGUGUUCCAGAAAACUUCAGAGCAUUCCUUCACAUGAAAGGAGGAAAAUAUUGUUGGAUAUUGCUACUGCACUAGAGGAGAAGGAAAGUGCAAUUAAGGCUGAGAAUGAUGCUGAUGUUUCUGCAGCACGCAAAGCUGGAUAUGAUGACUCACUAGUUUCUCGUUUACUUUUGAAGCCUGGGAAGAUCGCAGCCCUUGCAAAAUCAAUUCGUACAAUUGCAGAUAUGAAAGAACCCAUCGGUCAAAUAUUGUCGAGAACUGAGCUUGCAGAUGGACUUGUUUUAGAGAAGACAUCAUGUCCUUUGGGUGUCCUGUUGAUUGUUUUUGAAUCUCGACCUGAUGCACUCGUUCAGAUUGCUGCAUUAGCAAUUCGAAGUGGAAAUGGACUCUUGUUGAAAGGAGGCAAAGAGGCUAAUCGCUCAAAUGCUAUCCUUCACAAGAUAAUUACAUCAGUCAUCCCAGAUACUGUUGGUAAAAAACUUAUUGGGAUUGUGACUUCAAGAGAGGAGAUACCUGACCUUCUCAAGCUUGAUGAUGUGAUAGAUCUUGUCAUACCUAGAGGCAGCAAUUAUCUGGUUUCACAAAUCAAGAAUACUACAAAAAUUCCAGUUCUGGGUCAUGCUGAUGGAAUUUGUCAUGUUUACGUAGACAAGUCAGCUAAUAUGGACAUGGCAAGGCAUAUUGUUGUGGAUGCAAAGCUGGAUUAUCCUGCUGCCUGUAAUGCUAUGGAAACACUUCUUGUGCACCAAGAUCUGACAACUAGUACUGGGUUUCAGGAACUUCUUGUAGAAUUGAAACACGAAGGAGUUAGUUUAUAUGGUGGACCGAGAGCAAGUUCUCUGUUCAACAUUGCAUUCGCAGACUCGUUUCACCAUGAGUACAACUCUAAGGCUUGCACAAUAGAAGUUGUGGAUGAUGUGCAAGAUGCCAUUGAUCACAUUCAUAAGCAUGGAAGUGGCCAUACUGAAUGUAUUGUUACGGAGGAUCAAGAAGUUGCUGAAUAUUUCUUACAUCAAGUUGAUAGUGCUGCAGUUUUCCUUAAUGCAAGCACACGCUUCUGCGAUGGGGCGCGUUUUGGACUAGGGGCCGAGGUUGGCAUAAGUACCAGCAAGAUACAUGCUCGAGGUCCAGUAGGAGUUGAAGGACUGCUAACAACAAGAUGGGUGCUUAGAGGUACCGGACAAGUUGUGAAGGGUGACAAAGGGGUUGAUUACACCCACAAGAAGCUAGCCCUUGACUAAACAAGUCAGAAUCUGAACAUUUCGUGGAAAUGAUGCUUGAAAUCCAUCGAGAUUUGUUGUAGUCCUCUUACCGCGGUCAAGGAUGAAGUAUAGUGGCAGAAAGUGAUAUACUUUUAGUUUGGUUUCAUGUUUCUGAGAAAUUUACUUUCAGAGCAUUAUUUAGAGAAUAUUGGAGAGCAAGAGCAUUUUUCAGAGCAUUAUUUAGGUUGGUUUCAUGUUUCUUUCUUGUACAUGUUCUAUUUAGACAAAUCUCAAAGUCCUCCA
Messenger RNA from Coffea eugenioides, 2415 nucleotides. RefSeq names its product delta-1-pyrroline-5-carboxylate synthase-like. NCBI's taxonomy places the organism in Eukaryota, Viridiplantae, Streptophyta, Magnoliopsida, Gentianales, Rubiaceae. The transcript is spliced from 21 exons. Gene Ontology annotation, cellular component: cytoplasm. The record is from RefSeq and is a predicted model, not a curated record. Gene Ontology annotation, molecular function: glutamate 5-kinase activity; ATP binding; glutamate-5-semialdehyde dehydrogenase (NADP+) activity. Bases 1 to 2151 code for a protein of 716 amino acids.